GCCAUCCCUGGGCGGCUGCUGCAGAGUGGCAGAGAUUGCUAGCUUUGCGGCUCCCCCCUGCCAUGAGCAGUGGUGCGCUCCCAGAUCUCAGGCAGGCUCGGCAGCUUGCAGGGCUCAGUCUCACACCAGCCUUUGUAAGGAGCUCUGCAACUUUAAUUCUCCAGCAAACUGGGGCUGAGGAUUAUUACUGCCAGUCCGGGGACAUUACUGCACACUAUACAAAUGGAUGGGAUUUUUGCACUCUUGGCAUGUGUGCUGACUGCUGAAGCAGUGAUUGGGUUUGGAACCGACUCCGAAUUACAAAUUGACAUCAUUUCGGAACUAGAACUCGAGAACAGUACAAGGGGAAUCACACAAGUGUUUGGCACUCACAAUGGAAGCAAAGCUUUCUUAUUUCAAGAUGCGGAGAGAGAGAUCCACGCAGCCCCACACGCUAGUGAAAAGGUGAUCCGGUUAUUCAGGAAUAAGAGCGAGUUCACUUUCUUGGCUUCCAUACAGCAGAAGUCCUCGUCGUCCGGAAUCAUCCUCUCCGUGCGAGAGAUGGAGCACAGCUUCUUUGAACUGGAAAGCAGCGGCUUACGGGAUGAAAUCCGGUACCACUACAGAUUUAAUGGGAAAUCGAAAACCGAAGCGUUUCCAUAUCGACUGGCGGAUGGGCAGUGGCACAAAAUCGCUCUGACGGUCAGCGCAACUCAUGUCUUACUGCACGUAGACUGCAACAAGAUCUAUGAGCGAGUGAUCGAUCCGCCAGAGACCAACCUGUCGCCAGGGAGCAGCGUAUGGCUCGGACAGCGCAAUAGGAAACAUGGCUUCUUUAAGGGAGUGAUUCAAGAUGUGAAACUUAUAUUCAUGCCGAACGGAUACAUAAUGCAAUGUCCAAAUCUGAAUCGCACAUGCCCGACCUGCAGUGAUUUCCUGAGCCUUGUGCAAGGUAUUAUGGAUUUACAGGAGCUGCUGGCAAAACUCACCGCUAAACUAAAUUAUGCAGAGACCAGGCUCAGCCAGCUGGAAAGUUGUCACUGUGAGAAGACUUGUCAAGUACAGGGUGUGAUCUACAGGGACAGAGACUCAUGGGUAGACGAUGACCACUGCCGAAACUGUACCUGUAAGAGUGGCGCUGUUGAGUGCAGACGGAUGUUGUGCCCCCCUCUUAAUUGUUCUCCAGAUUUCCUCCCUGUCCAUGUUCCAGGGCAGUGUUGUAAGAUUUGCAGACCCAAAUGUACUUAUGGAGGAAAAGUCCUGGCUGAAGGUGAGCGGAUCCUGACUGUGAGCUGCCGGGAAUGUAAAAACGGAGCGUUACAGAAGGUAACAGAGCCUUGCCCGCCACUGAACUGCUCAAAAGAGGAUCAAAUUCUCCCAGAGAACAAGUGCUGCUUUGUGUGCCAAGGUUAUGACUUUUGCGCAGACGGACACCGCUGUGGAGAAAAUUCUGAAUGUAAAAACUUGAUCACCAAAGCCAGGUGUGACUGUCGCAGUGGAUUUGUGCCCCUGCAGGGAGACCCGGCCUAUUGUGAAGACAUUGAUGAAUGUGCGGCCAAAAUGCAUUACUGCCAAGAUAACACAGUGUGCGUCAAUUUACCGGGAUCUUACCGCUGUGACUGCGUACCCGGUUACACCCGUGUGGAUGACUUCUCCUGUACAGAACAUGAUGAAUGUGGAAACGGAGAAAGCGACUGUGACAAGAAUUCCAUCUGUACAAACUCGGUGCAGGGACACAGUUGUACAUGCAAACCUGGAUAUGUGGGGAAUGGCACUUUCUGUCGGGCAUUCUGCGAGGAGGAGUGCCGGUACGGAGGAACUUGUGUGGCCCCCAACAAAUGUGCUUGUCCCCCCGGAUUUACAGGAACCCACUGUGAGAAAGAUAUUGAUGAGUGUGCAGAGGGAAUCAUUGAGUGUCACAACCACUCCCGCUGUGCUAACCUCCCAGGGUGGUACUACUGUGAGUGCAGAAGCGGCUUUCAUGACAAUGGGACCUACUCCAUGUCUGGGGAGUCCUGUGUUGACAUUGAUGAAUGCACGCUAAGGACGCACACGUGUUGGAAUGAUUCAGCUUGCGUGAACUUAGAAGGCGGCUUUGACUGUCUCUGCCCAUCUGGGCCAUCGUGUACUGGGGACUGUCCUCAUGAAGGUGGACUGAAACGCAACGGCCAAGUCUGGACUUUAAAGGAAGACAGAUGUUCUGUCUGUUCCUGCAAGGACGGGAGGAUAUUUUGUCGUAGGACAGCCUGUGACUGCGGGAACCCGAGCGUGGAUCUAUUCUGCUGCCCGGAGUGCGACACCAGAGUCACCAGCCAAUGUCUGGAUCAACAUGGCCGUAAACUUUACCACAGUGGUGACAAAUGGAUCUACAGCUGCCAACAGUGUCGCUGCCUGGCCGGGGAGGUGGACUGCUGGCCGCUGGGCUGCCCGGCGAUAAGCUGCGAGUACACAGCCAUCUCGGAGGGUGACUGCUGCCCGCACUGCGUGGAUGACCCCUGUCUAGCAGAUAACAUCGCGUACGACAUCAGGAAAACCUGUCUGGACAGUCACGGAAUCACACGACUCGCCGGCUCUGCGUGGACGAUGCCCGGAUCUCCGUGUACAACCUGCAAAUGCAAGAACGGGAGUGUGUGUUGCUCGGUGGACCUGGAAUGUCUUCACAAUAACUAAAGCUGUAAACUACGGACUCUGGCAGGAGAGCAGUGAGCGACGCGGUCACAUCUAUAAAGGGAGAGUGUGUGUGUGUGAGUCAAUGAUUUCUACAACAGAACAAUUACCAAAGUCUCCGCGUAGAGGAAGAUAUUUAGCGGUUGACUGGGGACCUUCUAUCACGUCUAAUUAUGUCGCCCCUGGGUGGGCGAAGUUGCUGUUGUGACAAGGAUCCUUGCUCUAAGCUCCAGCAAAACACGUCAUGACCUCCAUGUUGUAAAACGUUUACUUGCCCCAUCAGCAAAGACUUUCAAUUAGUUACUUGUAAAUUUCGGGUGUCUAUUCUUGGUUUUUCUCCCCUCCCCCCUUCUUCCGCCUCGGGACCCCGCCAUAGAAUUACUGGAAGACCUCAACGUUCAUCUCAUCACUUGACUAUGUAUAAAGGUCCCUGCCUGGUGUAUUUAUGGAAAUAUGUAUGUAUGUACAGCGAACGGCAGAGCAUCUUUAUUUAAUAGCUUAUUUCCUAACCCAGUGGCUCAAAAAAAUAUUGUACAAAACAUGAAAAAAAAACAAAAAAAACAUUCCAAGCUUCCUAGAUAAGGGAUACGGUCUGCGGCGUUGGACCUACACCACCAGAUACUGCGUUACUGUGCACAAGACUAUUCUAGCUGCAGAAGGCUCAAACAACGCGAGAAACCAACCUCAUCUCAUAGUAACAUUUCUGCACAAAGUCGCCUCUUGGAACCCUGCCUUCAUGUAACACAGCUGGUACCCGGAUGGCCUGGAGGCUCCGCUUCGUGCGACCUGUGGCUAUCGCAUUCGUUUUUCAUAACAAAGGACAUCAACAUCUAAACAGAUACGAAGACAUAAUGCGCAAAGCUUUGCUCUGGUGGAUGAUCCUAUAACAAGAUACUGAAGUGUAUAAACAUUUUCACAUAGCAAUUAUUUUCCGAAUGACAAAGUGUCCAACUAAAUAAAGUCACAUUACGUCCUUGGGGAAUGAUGGAAAUGCUUUAAAGCAACAUUACUGUCUGGAUAUUACUAUUUCCAUUCUCAUUUUCCUCUGUAAUCACAAUAAAAGCUUUUUUUUAAAUCAUUUCUAGGUUUCCCAAUGUCAUUUUAUGUCCUUCUACAUUGCGCCCCAAUCUGAGUGCAGGAAUCCGUCGCGAACGCAUCUCCGCACUGGAACCCUUCUAUGCCCCUUCGGGGAGGAACGCUCAGACAGUAAUGCUGCUUUAAAGGACUUUCACCAUGACCGGUCUAUAAUAAGUCUUCUUGUACAUGUAAUAUAUAUUUUACAUAAAGGUUUACACAAACACUACACAAGAGUUAAAUAAAACAAUGGAACCAAUUGAAAAAGAA
Molecule: messenger RNA, 3990 nt
Organism: Pseudophryne corroboree (corroboree frog)
Lineage: Eukaryota; Metazoa; Chordata; Amphibia; Anura; Myobatrachidae
Gene: NELL1
Product: neural EGFL like 1
Exons: 20
Coding region: 223-2649 (808 amino acids)
Biological process (GO): positive regulation of ossification; regulation of osteoblast differentiation
Cellular component (GO): cytoplasm
Molecular function (GO): protein kinase C binding; calcium ion binding; heparin binding
Source: RefSeq, a predicted model, not a curated record